Messenger RNA from Lolium rigidum, 2821 nucleotides. RefSeq names its product pentatricopeptide repeat-containing protein CRP1, chloroplastic. Gene Ontology annotation, molecular function: protein binding. The transcript has 5 exons. The coding region runs from base 27 to 2042 and encodes 671 amino acids. Lineage: Eukaryota; Viridiplantae; Streptophyta; Magnoliopsida; Poales; Poaceae. Gene Ontology annotation, cellular component: chloroplast. The record is from RefSeq and is a predicted model, not a curated record.
UCUCCCCAAUCUCCUUCUCUACCACCAUGCCCGCCUCGCUCCUCCCCCCGACCUUCCUCCCCCACCACCGCCACCGCCACCGCCACCGCCUCCGUUUACCUCUACCCAGCUGCUCCCCUUCUUCCUCAGUCUCCACUUCCACCGCCAGCCGCUACGACUUCGAGCCGCUGCUCGCCUACCUCUCCGACCCCUCCACCGUCGCCUCCCUCACGUCGCCGUCCCCUCCGCCCUCCGUUCCCGCCCCCGAGCACCGCCUCGCCGCCUCCUACUCCGCCGUGCCAUCGCACGAGUGGCACGCUCUGCUACGGGGCCUCGCCGCCAGCGACGCGUCCCUGCCGCUCGCCUUCGCGCUGCUCCCCUUCCUCCAGCGCCACCGCCUCUGCUUCCCGCUCGACCUGCUCCUCUCGUCGCUCAUCCACUCCCUCUCCGUCUCCGGGCGCCUGCUCCCGCACUCGCUGCUGCUCUCCUUCCCCCCGUCCCUCUCCGACCCGCCCUCGCCGCUGCUGCUCAACUCCCUCCUCGCCGCCUCCGCCGCGGCCUCCCGCCCCGCCGUCGCGCUGCGGCUCCUCGCGCUCCUCCGCGAGAACAACUUCCUCCCGGACCUCGCCUCCUACUCGCACCUCAUCACCUCGCUGCUCAACACGCGGGACCCGCCCGACGCCGCCAUCCUCGAGCGCCUCCUCGGCGACCUCAAAGAGUCGCGCCUCGAGCCGGACGCCCCGCUCUUCUCCGACCUCAUCUCCGCCUUCGCGCGGGCCGCGCUCCCGGACGCAGCGCUCGAGCUCCUCGCCUCCGCGCAGGCCAUCGGGCUCACGCCACGCUCCAAUGCCGUCACCGCGCUCAUCUCCGCGCUCGGUGUCGCGGGCCGCGUGCCCGAAGCUGAAGCGCUGUUCCUGGAAUUCUUCCUCGCCGGAGAAAUCAAGCCGAGGACACGCGCCUACAACGCGCUGCUCAAAGGGUAUGUGAAAAUUGGGUCGCUCAAGAACGCCGAGCAGGUGCUCGACGAAAUGUCGGACUGUGGAGUAGCGCCGGAUGAGGCCACUUACAGCUUGCUCGUGGACGCGUACACGAGGGCUGGGCGGUGGGAGAGCGCAAGGAUACUGCUCAAGGAGAUGGACGCUGAUGGGGUCAAACCGAGCUCGUAUGUGUUCAGCCGGAUCCUCGCGGGAUUCCGUGAUAGGGGGGAAUGGCAGAAGUCAUUUGCGGUACUUCGUGAGAUGCAGGCAAUUGGCGUACAUCCAGACCGGCAUUUCUACAAUGUCAUGAUAGAUGCGUUUGGGAAGUACAAUUGCCUUGGGCACGCCAUGGAUGCAUUUAACCGGAUGCGACAAGAAGGGAUUGAGCCGGAUGUUGUCACAUGGAACACACUUAUCGAUGCACAUUGUAAGGGAGGGCGGCAUGAUCGUGCCAUGGAGCUGUUUAACGAGAUGCGUGAAAGCAACUGCCCACCAAGCACGACUACAUACAACAUCAUGAUCAAUUUGCUUGGUGAACAAGAGCAGUGGGCGAGGGUGGAAACAAUGAUGUCAGAGAUGAAGGAACAGGGUUUGCUUCCCAACAUUAUCACCUACACUACACUUGUGGAUGUGUAUGGGAGAUCUGGUAGAUUCAAGGAGGCAAUUGAUUGCAUUGAGGCGAUGAAGGCCGACGGCCUCAAGCCAUCCCACACCAUGUACCAUGCCCUUGUCAAUGCGUACGCCCAAAGGGGUUUAGCAGACCAUGCAUUAAAUGUGGUCAAGGCCAUGAGGACCGAUGGCUUAGAGGCUAGCACGGUAGUGCUCAACUCACUGAUUAAUGCUUUUGGUGAGGAUAGAAGGGUUGUUGAAGCAUUCUCCGUGCUUCAGUUCAUGAAGGAAAAUGAUUUUAGGCCCGACGUUAUUACAUACACGACACUGAUGAAAGCUCUAAUCCGCGUUGAGCAGUUUGACAAGGUUCCAGUUAUCUACGAAGAAAUGAUUACAGCAGGAUGUGCCCCUGAUCGGAAAGCUAGAGCGAUGCUGCGCUCAGCUUUAAGAUAUAUGAAACACACGAGGGUUGCAUAGGCUAUUUGAACACGGGUUUCUAAUCAUUGCUGCAGCACAAUGUUUCUGGUGAUCUUAUUAAGCUCGCAAAGGAAGCCUGGACUAUAAUCGUAAGCUGCGGCACUGAUUACUGAUAAGGGGCGACUGUAACUGAUACCAUCAUGUGCACAGGAAUACGUUUACUAUAAUCAACAAUAAUGGACCUCACAAAUAGAUUGCAAGAGAAAAUUAUACCUGCUGAAUGUCAACUUGUUCCGCCUUGUGCAGUACCACACAUAUUUCUUAUGGUGCCUGCAUAAAGAUGCAAUGACACAUUUGAACUCAUGACUGAUACCAAGCUUUUGAGGAUCAAACAGAAGAAUAAGUUCACACUCAGCAGCAACCAUGAAGGUCCUCCCAGUGUAAUCAGAGCUACUUUUCACAAGAGUGACCACCAGGAUUGUCAAAAAAUAACUAGUACGAAAAAAGAAGACAUCAACCAGCUUCUGGAAUGAAUGGCUUACAUGCCAUAGUACCACAAUUAAAGCUUAGUGAUUGCGGCAUCCGAAAGCAUUCAAACUUUGACAGAAUCUUUAAAGAAAAACUGUGAUGUGCUUAUUUCUCAUACAGUCAAGUAUUUAUCUUAGUAUUGAUUAUUGAAGGAAGGCCAUUCACCACAGCAGUUCUCUGGUAAUAAUGCAAAAAAACUAGUAACAACAUACAAGGUGACAUGUAAAAUGGAUGUGAAGCUUGAGGAAUAGUUUGUUGUCGUUCCAGGAUUUAUCACCCGAUUUUCAUGUGCAAUAUUUUUUUCCUGUGCA